AUGACAAGAAUUUUAAAUGCAUUAAUUGCUAGUCACGAUAGAAGAAUAAGGCCUAAUUUUGGAGGCCCACCAACUAUAGUUAAUGUAACAAUUCAUGUAAUUACAAUAAGUGCUAUUUCUGAAGUUUCUAUGGAUUAUACAUUGGAUUUAUAUUUACGGCAAUUUUGGCAUGACAGUAGAUUAGCUUUUAGUGGAAUUCUUGCUCAUCAAAAUUUAACUGUCGGUAUAGACAUGGUUAAAUCUAUAUGGACACCCGACACUUUUUUCCCAAAUGAAAAGAAAUCUUAUUUUCACGAAACAACUUCACACAAUUCUUUUUUAAGAAUUGAUAGUAAUGGUAAUGUUUUAAGAAGUAUUCGUUUAACUGUUACAGCUAAUUGUCCAAUGAGUUUACAUACUUUUCCUUUAGACAAACAAGUAUGUCCUUUAGAAAUUGAGAGUUAUGGCUAUAGCACAAGUGAUAUUAUUUACCAAUGGAAACAAAUAGAAAAUACUUCUUCUUUCCCUGUAACUAUUGACGAUGAUGUUCAUUUAGCCCAUUUUAGUAUUGGAGGGUUUUAUCAAAUUGAGAGAACAAUUUCUUUAAGUACUGGAAAUUAUUCAAGACUAACUGCAUAUUUUACUUUUAAAAGAAAUUUGGGGUUUUAUUUAAUACAAAUUUAUUUUCCCUCAUCUUUAAUUGUUGUAAUUUCUUGGGUUUCUUUUUUCUUAAAUCGGGAAGCUACACAAGCUCGUGUAACUAUUGGAGUAACUACAGUUUUGACACAAACAACAUUAAUGACAUCGACUAAUGCUUCUUUACCUAAAGUUUCUUAUGUUAAAAGUUUGGAUAUAUUUUUGGGUGUCUGUUUUUUUAUUGUAUUUGCAAGCCUCUUAGAAUAUGCUACUGUUGGAUUUUUAAUGAAAAGACAACGUCGACGAAGACAUAGCCUUCGAAGACCGUCAAUUUUACCAGCAACAGCUUUAUUACCUCGUUCUUCUACAGCUACAGUUUGCUUUUUUGAAUUGGAAGAUGGAACUUUGAGAAGAAUGGAUCAAGUUAUUAUUCCUCCCCCACCCCCAACACAAAUUCAAACAAAUAAUAAAAAUAUUAAUGGACAUUCUAAACGUUUUAGAAAUUCUUGUAGAAAAUAUUCAGCAGCUCCCUUAAAUGUUUCGAAUGGAGAUUCCAAUGAUAAUUGCAAUGCAGGCCAACCUCUUCUAAAUAAUCAUAGGCAAAGUCUCAAUACUUUUGAACAACGUCCACUCUCAGCAAAUCGCCGCCCUAGUAGCUAUUUUCUUUCUGCUCAUCAUCAAUCGCCGAUUAAUGGCGAGCAACGGAGGCCUAGCUGCCUUUUGUAUUUACCUGAAGAGAAUGCUGUUCCUUUUUGUGAACAAACAACAGAAGAGGAACGAAGGAAAAGUUUAAAAAGCAUUAACCAAUUAGGUAAAUGUUCAAUUAGAGCUUCACAUGUAGAUCUUUUUUCGAGAAUUGCAUUUCCUAUAUUUUUUGUUUGUUUUCAUCUUGGAUAUUGGCUUAUUUAUUUAAAUUUAGAAUAA
This is a messenger RNA of Meloidogyne enterolobii, 1539 nucleotides long. The record is from the annotation of a GenBank genome assembly. Lineage: Eukaryota; Metazoa; Nematoda; Chromadorea; Rhabditida; Meloidogynidae.